Messenger RNA from Aspergillus heteromorphus CBS 117.55, 1224 nucleotides. RefSeq names its product zinc-binding alcohol dehydrogenase family protein. The record is from RefSeq and is a predicted model, not a curated record. The coding region runs from base 1 to 1224 and encodes 407 amino acids. Gene Ontology annotation, molecular function: oxidoreductase activity, acting on NAD(P)H. NCBI's taxonomy places the organism in Eukaryota, Fungi, Ascomycota, Eurotiomycetes, Eurotiales, Aspergillaceae. The transcript has 2 exons.
AUGGCUCCAUCGCGGACCGUCGAUCGCCAGCCGCAGGGCAGACGAGCGGAGUCCGAAAGCCGGUCCGGAGAUAUGCGGUCCUGUCUCCUGUCUCCUGUCUUCCCCCUCGCCGUCCAACCAGCCCCCUACACCCCCCCGGGCCCCACCGAAAUCGUCACCCGCAACCACGCCCUCAGCAUCAACCCCGUCGACUGGGCCAAGCAAACCCUCGGCAACAUGCUGCAAUCCUUCAUCAAAUACCCCGCCAUCCUGGGCAACGACGUCGCCGGCGAGGUCGUGGAGGUAGGGAGCGCCGUCACGCGCUUCAAACCCGGGGACCGCGUGAUCGGCCAAGCGUGCAGCGUGGUUCCCAGCGCGAAUCGCGCCUGCGAGGGCUCGUUCCAGCUGUAUACCGUGCUGCGCGAGCAUCUGGUCUCUCGGAUUCCGGACGGGAUGGCGUUUUCGGAUGCGGUCGUGUUGCCGUUGGGGGUGAGCACGGCGGGUUAUGGGCUUUUUCAUGCGGAGUUUUUGGGGUUGAGACUUCCUGUGCCGGUGGCGAGGGGGGUGGAUGAGGGUGAGGGCGACGGCGAGGGAGAGGGCGAGGAGGCAGGGGAAGAGAAAGAAGCCGUCCUGAUCACCGGUGGCGCCUCCAGCGUAGGCAGCUGCGCCGUGCAACUCGCCACGGCGGCCGGAUACGCCGUGUACUCGACGGCGUCGCCGAAAAACCACGCCUACGUGCGGGAUCUCGGCGCCGUGGCGGUCUUCGACUACCGGAGCGCCACCCUCACCGACGACCUGGUCUCCGCCCUUGCCGGCAAGAAGGUGCACGGCGCGUACGCGAUCGGCAACGGCGCCGUCGAGACCUGUCUGGCGGUGCUGGCGCGCAGCAACACCACCAAGCGGUUCGUGGCGUACGCCGCGCCGCCGUGGCCGAGCGAGUUGCCCACCAGCACCGCCGGGGUGGUCUCGAUGGUGGGCUCGACGGUGUGGUGGAUGGGGUCGACGGCCCUCAAGUCCGCCACGAAGAGGAUCAGGACCCGGUUUGUGGAUGGGGAUGAGUGGACGAAGAGCGAUGGGGAGAUGAUGCGCGUUUGGAGGGACUUUUUGCCCCAUGCGUUGGAGUCGGGGCAGAUGAGGCCCAGGCCUGAGGCCCAGGUCGUGGGAACGGGGUUGGAGAGUAUUCAGAUGGCCAUGGAUGUGCAGAAGGGGGGGGUCUCGGCCAAGAAGAUCGUUGUUACGUUGUAG